ACCAAGCUUCCCCUCAGCGCGGGGCCCGAAACCCUCCGUCCGGAGAGCAACCGCCAGUCUUCCGGCGGCGCAGGGGCGCGGAACCCCAAGUGCCGGGCGCCGGUGCUCCGGGGAGCUCUUCUCCGGACGGACGCGCCGCGCGGGGUUGCCGUGGAGACCGAGCGUGCGGCGUGGAUGCCGCGACGCGCUGAGGCGCGGCCUCUGCUGCUUCUCUGAGGAGCGGGCUCCGGGGACCAACGCCGCGAUGAUGCUUUCAAGAGCCAAACCUGCUGUGGGCGGGGACCCGCCGCACGCCGACAGACGGAAGAAGAAAGGCAGGAAGAGUCCCAAACUGGACGAGCUCCUCUCACAGAGAGAUUUCACCGGCGCCAUUACCCUGCUGGAGUUCAAACGUCAAGUUGGAGAACAAGAAGAGGAUACUAAUUUGUGGAUUGGAUACUGUGCUUUUCACCUGGGUGACUACAAGAGAGCUUUGGAGGAAUAUGAAAAUGCAGCAAAAGCAGAAAACUGCAAUCCUGAAGUCUGGGUGAACCUAGCCUGCACCUACUUCUUUCUCGGGAUGUAUAAGCAAGCUGAAGAAGCUGGAUUUAAAGCUCCAAAAAGCCGACUCCAAAACCGUCUGCUCUUCCACUUGGCUCACAAGUUUAACGAUGAAAAAAAAUUGAUGAACUUUCAUCAGAAUCUUCAGGAUAUCACAGAAGAUCAACUCAGUUUGGCGUCAAUCCACUACAUGCGCUCUCAUUACCAGGAAGCUAUUGACAUAUAUAAGCGAAUACUGCUAGAUAACAGGGAGUACCUCGCACUCAACGUUUAUGUGGCCCUCUGCUACUACAAGCUGGACUACUACGACGUCUCUCAGGAAGUCCUGGCGGUCUAUCUGCAGCAGAUUCCCGACAGCACCAUCGCACUCAACCUUAAGGCCUGUAAUCAUUUUCGCCUUUACAACGGCAAGGCAGCUGAGGCAGAACUCAGAAGCUUGAUGGACAAUGCUUCUUCAUCCUUUGAAUUUGCCAAAGAACUCAUCAGGCACAAUCUGGUUGUGUUCCGAGGAGGUGAAGGGGCUUUGCAGGUUCUACCUCCCCUGGUUGAUGUGAUUCCUGAAGCGAGGCUAAAUUUAGUGAUUUAUUACCUUCGUCAAGAUGACGUACAGGAAGCUUACAACUUAAUUAGGGAUCUGGAACCUACCACUCCUCAGGAAUAUAUUCUUAAAGGAGUGGUCAAUGUAGCCCUUGGCCAGGAAACGGGUUCAAGGGAUCAUAUGAAAAUUGCCCAGCAGUUCUUCCAGUUGGUAGGAGGAUCAGCUAGUGAAUGUGACACUAUACCAGGGCGGCAGUGCAUGGCAUCCUGCUUCUUCCUGCUUAAGCAAUUUGAUGAUGUGUUGAUUUACCUCAACUCAUUUAAGAGUUAUUUCUAUAAUGAUGACAUCUUUAACUUUAAUUAUGCACAAGCCAAAGCUGCUACAGGCAAUACCAGUGAAGGAGAAGAGGUGUUCCUCCUCAUCCAGAGUGAGAAGAUGAAGAACGACUACGUCUACCUCAGCUGGUUGGCCCGGUGCUAUAUCAUGAAUAAAAAGCCAAGACUAGCCUGGGAACUUUAUCUCAAGAUGGAAACCUCUAGCGAGUCCUUUAGUAUCUUACAACUCAUUGCUAAUGACUGCUACAAGAUGGGCCAGUUUUACUACUCAGCCAAAGCUUUUGAUGUCCUGGAGAGGCUGGAUCCCAACCCUGAAUAUUGGGAAGGCAAGAGGGGUGCCUGUGUGGGCAUUUUCCAGAUGAUCUUAGCCGGGAGAGAACCCAAAGAGACCCUCCGAGAAGUCCUCCACUUACUGAGAAGCACAGGCAACACCCAAGUCGAGUACAUCAUCCGGAUCAUGAAGAAAUGGGCCAAAGAAAACAGAGUGCCUGUCUGAAAGCCCCCGUCCCUGCAGGCCGCCUCCUUCCACUUCCCAGGAGCAAGGGGCGGGGCUCGGGCUGACUGACAUUUGCCUUCCUUGCCUCUCCCAUCUCAAGGUCAGUGAGUGACUUCCUAGACCCAGCUCCUGGCUGAACAGAGCACUAGUCUACAGCUGUGGCCUGUGUGGCCCUGCCAGCAAUAAGACUUUGAGUUUAUCCGGUGCCUUUCUCCCAGAGAUACGCGGGAUGCUCUUACGUAGGCCCCAACUAUAAAGAGAACAGCUUUUUCCAUGUUAGCGUCUCCUGAUGUCUUCUCCUUGCCAGGUGACAAACUGUGAUACCCAGGAGUCACCAUCGUUCUGUCAUCUUGCUCUUGGCCGUCCUGCACAUUCUCUCAUUGUAGUGGGAAUCCCAUAAAGGGUUCUGUGGCACGUUUCUGUGUCUCGGGGGGACAGAGGUUGCAUGUAGCUGUGUGUUCAAGGGUGGCAGCAAGAUCCUUUACCAAACUCUGCAGUCGUAGACACACCGCAGGCUUAGGGUUUCUGUCUCAGCAGCUGAACUGUUGACAGUAACAGCGUGGUGCAGGGGAGCCAGAGGAGACCAGAGCCUUUAGGGAAUGAGUGAAGGAGCGAGGCACCUCUGCUGGUCAGGAAGUGGCGGCAGUCCCGCCUCCGUUCCCCGGGGCACUCAGAGGGCUUGUGGGAAAGCGGGAUGAAAACCUGAUGCAGAAACAUCUUCAAAUCCAUGUAGUGCUUUCGUGAUACACAUUUUCCAGUAACUUGUGAAGACCUCGUAUUUUAAUAACCAGGCAGAUUAUGUUGUUAAAGGUCUCUCCCGAGUCAGCACCAGUUUUGCAAGUCGGCCUCCCAGGAUCACACACGUGCAGUGUGGGUGUUUAUAGAUGAAAGGGUGAACCGUGAGUUGUGUGGAAUCCUUUGAGGGACCCCCCACUGGCAGACUCUGUCCUCAGAAUCCAGCCCGUGUUCUGAGCUCUCCCCAUGUUAGUCCACUCCACAGCCGAGUUUUCAGAAACCAGACCCACAUCUUUUAUAUAUCAGGUUUUUUGCUUCUUUAGUUUAAGGUGCCCAUAGUUACAGGUCUAGAAAGUUCGGAGCCAUCCCUGGCCAGCAGGGGAUGGGUGGGAAGGGAACUGAUGGAAAGCUGGGAUUCCUGAGGCGCUUCGUUAGUUACUGCCCUUAGCCCCAGAAUCCACUCGUGCUUAAGGAGGUGUAUGGAGGAGGUGGGAACAUGGGAGCCCUAAAGCCUCCGGGGAGAGGGUUAAUGGCCAGAGGCAGGCUUGGGGCUCAGUGCUGCUCAGGGGAGUGCCCGCCUGCCUGGCCUCUGUCUCGCACCGUGUCCAGUCAGCUCGGAGCACGGGGAAUCAGCUGGCCUGAAUGACUACGUUAUUGUUCGUAUCGCCGAAGCUUCUCUGUUCCCUCGUUAUGUUCCUGCCUUGUCGGCCAUAACUGGUUCUCAGCGUCUAGGGUACGAGGUACGUCCCAUCUGGGAAGAACCUGCUACAAUUUUUUGUUGUUCUUAUAAUUCUUACCUCAUUUGAAACAGUGGGAAACACAGUAGUGGAAAAGACAGAUGAACUUCUCAGUAGCUUUUGGCAAUGAAAUUUGUCUUCCAGUGAACUGCUAUGAUUUUAAAAUUUCCUAUACUUGCAAAGCUUUUCCACUGAUGGUGAUUCAUGUUUAAAUGAGCUUUUAUUGAAUUGAGCACUAAAGUUUUUCCCUUACAUUUUCCUGUCUUUUGGGAGAAAAUAUUCCAAAAAUAGCAGAAUUUUAGACUAAUUUUUAAAAGUUUUUAAUCUAUAGAAUUGAGCCAAAAUAAAAAAAAAAAAAACAAUAAAAACUAGCUUAAAGAAAAGUACCAUCCAAUGUUGUUAUUAAGGAUAGCUGCUUGUCUUAGACACAGCUUGGGGGAGAGGGAGGCCCAGGCUCCAGAAUGGGGUGUAACCUGUGCGCUCUGUAGCAGCAGUGUGCUGUGUAUAGUCCUGUACAUUACAUGCACAUGGGAAAGAGCCUUCCACAGCUAUUUUUGUACUUCGAUUACUACGUUCCAUUGUAUUCAAAUUAAAGUUUGUUUUGUUUUUGUUGGA
Oryctolagus cuniculus (rabbit) is the source of this 3996-nucleotide messenger RNA. It is a transcript of the gene IFT56, whose product is annotated as intraflagellar transport 56. Gene Ontology annotation, molecular function: intraciliary transport particle B binding; protein binding. Gene Ontology annotation, biological process: intraciliary transport involved in cilium assembly; intraciliary anterograde transport. The record is from RefSeq and is a predicted model, not a curated record. Lineage: Eukaryota; Metazoa; Chordata; Mammalia; Lagomorpha; Leporidae. Gene Ontology annotation, cellular component: ciliary basal body; ciliary base; intraciliary transport particle B.